Cladocopium goreaui is the source of this 4650-nucleotide messenger RNA. Lineage: Eukaryota; Dinophyceae; Suessiales; Symbiodiniaceae. The record is from the annotation of a GenBank genome assembly.
AUGGCGGCAGACCUUGCUUUGGUCCCCGGCGUGCAAGCUGAUGAUGACAUGGGUGUGCCCCGUGUUCGUGGCGAGGAUGGUAUGCUGGACCAGGCCGCAUUUGGUGGAACGAAGCGAUUGUUGGUGGCGAACAAGAUCAUUGCCGGCAUGCCCGAUCGAGCUCUUGAUUUGAUCCGGGGAGGGCAAUUUCAAGGUGGAGACCUUGUGGAGAUUGGUGCGAACUACGUGUGGCUUAAACCGUUGGUCGAGGAAUUCCAGCGUUUUGUGCCGGGAUCGUUGGUGCUCAUUGACAUUCUAUUGUAUGCCGACCGAUUGCUUGAUGGCCGUCUUUUUCCCCAAGAGCCCAAACAGACCCAUGUUAGCAAGGAGGCAUCCAGAUUGAAGAAACUGGUCGGAGCACUCCGAACUCUGUAUCGGAACAGCGAUGCCAGCUAUUGCCCACGGGUUCACGAGCUGAAGCAAAUGCUGUUGCCUUCUCCGUCUUCUGAGGCUCGUGCUCGCAACCGUGCACAAGCCUUGGCAGAAUCCCAGGAUGAGGGCGACGAGUCCGACCAGUCCAGCGACGUCGAGAACUUGGAGGCCCACCCAGAUGAUGCGACCACUUUGGCGCUUGGCGAAGUGUCACCUAUGUCGGAUGUGGAGACUGGGGGCGGUGAUGACUCUGACGAUUCCAGUGGUGAUGAUGGCGAGUCCGAGAUGUCCAAGGACGAGGAAGAGCAGCCACCGCUGGAGGAAUCCCAGUUCCAAGAACAGCAACAGGAGUCCAGCUUUUGGAAUGGAGAUCAUGGCCCUCGUGAAUCGGGUGAAGAAUCUGAUGCAACGGAUGACGAGAAUGUUGACGAUGUGUUGCCAGAGGUCAAUCCCAAGUCCGUCCCAAUGGAGCCCGAUGAUCAUGUCGUGAAGAAAGAGCCCAAGAAGACCAAAUCCGGCAACAAGGUGAAGAAGGCAUCCAAAAGAUCCAAGGCAUCAUUCAAGCGUCACAACAAGGCCAAGCCGAACAAGAAGGACACGGAAGAGGAGGAUGAUGGUAAGGCGCCCACAUACGGCGACUACAGCCUGGCAGGCAUUCCCAAGAAUGCAUUGCCCCAGGAAGACAGGGCGCACAAAGGCAAGCACAGCUACAGUGUCCACAAAGCCGGCAAGAUCAUAGAGGUUCUUUUGAGGACAAACGAUCGCAUGGAAGAAAUUCGGAGGCCCCCGAAGUGCAUGGAUCACGGCCUGCACUCGGGCUGGGAUGCCAAGCGAGUGUCAAUCUUGGCUGGGCUACGCAUGAUGCGGGCUCCAGCUGUUGUGGCGCUUUUGGUGAGCUUGGUGUUCAGCUUGGACCUGCACCACGCAGCAAAGGACCAGCUAGAUCACUUGGAGCUGUUUGCAGGACGAUCGGCUUUGGGCCUGGAUAUCAGGUAUGACAAGACAAUGGAUAUUACCUCCACGGAGGGGUUCAUCGCAACAUUGCAUGCUGCAACACGUUUGAAACCUGGAAGCGGGACGCUGGUGGUGUUGCUGGUGGCAGCAGCCUUGCGCUGCUGGACUAUCCUAGAGCAGCCGAAAGGUAGCCUCAUGGAGAUGCACCCGGCAUUUCAAGAAUACCUAGGAACACCAACACUGAAGACCCUGUUGAAAUGGUUGUUCAUUACACUGACGGAAGCGGACGGGUUUGGCAAAGCUCUGGCGCGGUUGAGAUCCGAGUAUGCUCCCCUUUUGAAAAGGGAAGCUAGGAAGGAAAUUCGGGCUUCCCUGGUUGAGUACCGCAAAAUUAAGACAAAGCUGUCUGACCAGAAGAAGAAGACCAAGGAAAGAGAUAGCAGCAAAGAGAAGAAAGCAGAGGUGAAAGAAAAGACAUCAGAGAAAGGUGUCCGUGAGAAGGAAAAGGGACAUAAGGUCAAUGCUGAUGAUGAGACGACCGCAGUUGAGAAGGCUGCAAGAGAUGCAGGCAAAGGCAAGGACAAGGAGAAGCAUACUGAUGAGAGUUACAAAAAGAAGGCAGAGAACGUAGACGGCAAGAAACGUCGCAAUUCAGAGGAGAAGAAGGAGAAACACAGGAAGAAAGAGAAGAAGGAGAAGAAAUUGAAGGAAGAACGCAAGACAGAAGAGGAGGAAGAAAUGGAUGUCGCCUCUGAGGAAAUCAUCCCAGUGAAGGCAGCAGACAAGCCAGUGCUAGCACUGCCUGCUCCCUCUGAAGCAAGCACCAGUGUGGGAUGCUCAACCCCACCGUCCACCCAUCGCUUCAAUUCACCUACUCCGUCUUCAACCUAUGAAAGGUUUGAAGCAGAAGCUGCAAAGAAAGGUAUUGAACUGGAAGAAUACAUGAUGCAAGUGUCCCAAGACAGCUUGACAGCAGCAGUCGAAGCAAAGAUGGCAAGCUUAGUCAGACAGAAUCAAGCCAAGGAGGACACAGAAGCAAAUGAAGCAAAGGAGAACACAGAGACAAGCUUAGUCAAAGCGAAUCAAGCAAAGGAUGACACAAAAGAAAAGGGAGACGAGGCUUCAGAAGAUGACGAAGAGGAGUCAGAAGAAGAGGAAGGAAAGGGAGAUGAGGGCCAGGGUCAGGUUAAUGAAGGUCAAGGUUCGGGCUCCAGCAGCGCAGAUGAAACCUCAAGCGAAGUUUCGUCAGAAAGUUCCGAUGAAGACAAUGGGGUGGAGGAGGAAGCAGAGGAGAUCUUAGAGGCUCUCAUGGACGAUGAUGAUGAUCAUGAGAGUCAGGAGAGCGAAGAAUCGGAAGAGGAGCAGGACAAAGAAGACACGGAGGGAGAUGAGACACCUGCAGGAAGGAAGGUAAGCUUUGAGGAACCAGUACCAAAGGCAGCCAGCACACCAAAGGCAGCGCUUGCUCUCAAGGAUGCAGUGGACAAGCAGGAGCCUGCCAUUCUACCCAUCCAGGAAAUCUACUACUACGUCAAUCAGGGUUCCAAGCUGAUGACUGAUGACAUCACGGCUGACUCCACUACCGUUACGGGUGUCGACAAAGGAAACAGGGAGCUUGUUGAGGCCUUGACGUGUGAAGGUGGAUUGCUGGCUGUGGGUGCUCUCCCUGCACCUGAUGUUGCAACAGCGGAAGGCCAGAAAAAUUUGUUGGAGGCGAUGGCGGGAAGUGUGGCUGAGGCCCCCAAGAAAAAGCAAAAGGCACCGGGCACCACCACAGAAGAAGCGGUGCCAAAGACUUUUGAAGAGAUCCUUGACACCAAAAUGGAGGAGUGCCUCAAAAAGUCUGCGGACGGUCGCAAGUAUGCGGUGGCCUUGGGUUCGCUGGAGUACAGCGGAGAUUUGUCAAAGGAAUUGAUGACAUUCUCCACCAAGUUAGAAACUGUGUUCCAGAAAAUGCAGGAAUUGCGGUCCCAGGGAAACAAAGACGAACGUGUGUAUUCAAAGUUCUUUCAGAUCUUGGACGACAAAUUCUCUUGGUAUCAAAAGGCGGAGGCUGCAGCCAAAGGUUUGCAGCAAGGACUGAGCGCAAAGCCCAAAAAGGGGAAAGCAAAGGCCAAAGCGAAGUCAGAAGCCAAAGCACCUGGCGUCAAUAAACUAGAGUUGGGUGAUGGAUUUUCUUCUGGUAGGCGGCCUGCCUAUGAAUCGCUGCAGCGGAGUGAGACUGCUGAGAUGUACCUCCGUAUGGUUGGAUGCGGUCGCGCCAACAUUGCUGAAGUUGCUGACAUGGCACGGGCCAACAUUGCGGACAACAUUCCGAGCGAAGCCUUGCGAUGCUUUGCAAGUUUGGGCGCUUGUGGGGCCAGGGAAUCCAAUCAAGAACGAGACUUGCAUCGUUGGGUCAAAUCCCUCUACGGCUGUGGAUUGGAACCUUAUUUUGUCCCCAUGGAACUGAACGUUCCAGGCAAGCGAACGACUGUGGAAGUUCAAGUACCAAUGUUGCUGCCCCAUGAAGUGCUUCAUGAAUUGCAUCAAGCAGGGAGCUUGCAGUUCUCUCGAUCCAUGACUGGCUACAAGUCAAGCCAAAGCAUACGUGAUUUCUGGAACCACUGUGCUUCACUUAAAGAGUGGGCUGACCAUCCAGCUCUGGUUUCGGGCGUGGCGCGUGAUUGCCUGAUCCCUUUGGCAAUACACUGUGAUGGGGCAGAGUUUUAUUCCAACUCCGAGUAUAUGGUAUGGAGCAUUGGGUCAUGCCUGGUGGAAAACGACCAUGUAUUUGACACCAAAUUUGUCACCUGCUGCCUUCCGCAUGAGGCAAUGCAAUCAAACGAUGUCAAAGACGCUUGUCACCACUUGGUUGCGCAAGUCAUGGCUUGGUCUUUUCAAUGUGCAACUUCAGGCAUUGGUCCAUCAAAAGGUUGCUUUGGUGAAGUUCUUUCUGGUCAGCGGGCGAAGCUGGCUAAUUGUGAGCUUGCUGGGGGAUGGAAGGCUGCCUACUUUGGCUCUAAGUAUGAUGCAAAAGCACGGAAGGAAACCAAUAGGUUUCCCCGAAGUUACCAGCACAGUUGGGUAUGUGAAGCAUGCUGUGCCCAAAGGAAACACAAAGGGUGGAAUAGUUGUAUGACUUACCAAAACUUUUACCCACAAGCGAUCCACCGCAUGACCCCCAUCAGUACCUGGAUGAGGAAUUUGGAUUAUAAGUUUUAUGUGUUUUGCUUUUCAUUACCUGAACAAAUCAAAAACUUCCAAACCCAAAUCAAACCCUCAGGGCGGCAUUCAAAAAACUAG